AUGUUCAUAAACCGAUGACUAUUCUCUACCAAUCACAAGGACAUUGGCACUUUAUAUCUACUAUUUGGUGCCUGAGCAGGAAUAGUAGGCACCGGCCUAAGCUUGUUAAUUCGUGCUGAAUUAGGCCAACCUGGCUCACUUAUUGGAGACGACCAAAUUUAUAACGUACUAGUAACAGCCCACGCCUUCGUGAUAAUCUUCUUUAUAGUAAUGCCUAUUAUAAUUGGAGGGUUUGGAAACUGACUUGUCCCUUUAAUAAUCGGAGCCCCCGACAUGGCUUUCCCUCGUCUAAAUAACAUAAGCUUUUGACUGCUUCCUCCUUCUUUCCUACUACUAAUAGCAUCCUCAAUAGUUGAAGCCGGCGCAGGCACAGGCUGAACUGUGUACCCCCCUCUAGCAGGAAAUCUAGCACAUGCAGGAGCCUCAGUCGACCUUACUAUUUUCUCUCUACAUCUAGCCGGCGUAUCUUCAAUCCUCGGGGCUAUCAACUUCAUUACAACUAUUAUUAACAUAAAACCACCCGCUAUAACCCAAUACCAAACACCUUUAUUCGUAUGAUCAGUCUUAAUUACAGCAGUCUUACUCCUAUUAUCACUACCUGUCCUAGCAGCCGGAAUUACCAUGCUACUAACUGAUCGAAACCUAAACACAACCUUUUUCGACCCUGCAGGAGGAGGCGACCCAGUCCUAUAUCAACACUUAUUCUGAUUUUUUGGUCACCCCGAAGUAUAUAUUCUAAUUCUACCCGGCUUCGGGAUAAUCUCACAUAUCGUAACCUACUACUCGGGAAAAAAAGAGCCCUUUGGAUAUAUAGGGAUGGUGUGGGCUAUAAUUUCUAUUGGUUUCCUAGGUUUCAUUGUAUGAGCUCACCAUAUAUUUACAGUCGGAAUAGACGUAGACACACGAGCAUAUUUCACAUCAGCUACCAUAAUUAUUGCUAUUCCCACAGGGGUAAAAGUCUUUAGCUGACUGGCAACACUCCACGGAGGAAAUAUUAAAUGAUCUCCAGCCCUAAUAUGAGCCCUAGGCUUUAUUUUCCUAUUCACAGUAGGAGGCUUAACCGGUAUUAUCCUAGCCAACUCAUCCUUAGACGUCAUCCUCCACGACACAUAUUAUGUAGUCGCACACUUCCACUAUGUGCUUUCAAUAGGGGCUGUCUUCGCCAUCAUAGGAGGUUUCGUCCACUGAUUCCCACUAUUUUCAGGUUAUACACUCAAUUCAACAUGGACAAAAACUCAAUUCGUAAUCAUAUUCGUAGGUGUGAAUGUAACAUUCUUUCCACAACACUUCCUCGGUUUAUCUGGAAUACCCCGUCGAUACUCUGAUUACCCAGACGCCUACACAACAUGAAACACCAUUUCAUCAAUAGGCUCUUUCAUCUCACUAACAGCAGUCAUACUUAUAGUCUUCAUUAUUUGAGAAGCAUUUGCAUCCAAACGAGAAGUGUCCGCGGUAGAUCUCACCCAUACAAACCUCGAGUGAUUAAACGGAUGUCCUCCACCAUAUCAUACAUUUGAAGAACCAGUGUACAUUAACCCAAAGAGUGCAAGA
Delphinapterus leucas (beluga whale) is the source of this 1551-nucleotide messenger RNA. Lineage: Eukaryota; Metazoa; Chordata; Mammalia; Artiodactyla; Monodontidae. The record is from the annotation of a RefSeq genome assembly.